Penicillium antarcticum is the source of this 1035-nucleotide messenger RNA. RefSeq lists its product as uncharacterized. Gene Ontology annotation, molecular function: ATP binding; protein kinase activity. Bases 1 to 1035 code for a protein of 344 amino acids. Gene Ontology annotation, biological process: protein phosphorylation. The transcript is spliced from 2 exons. The record is from RefSeq and is a predicted model, not a curated record. NCBI's taxonomy places the organism in Eukaryota, Fungi, Ascomycota, Eurotiomycetes, Eurotiales, Aspergillaceae.
AUGGAUCUCAAGGACGCAAUCAACGUUUCAGAAACGUCUGACCAUGAAGUUUACACUAUGCGGCCACUGUUCCAGUCUGAUCUGAAAGUAUUGGGCAUAGGGGCUUCGGGCCAAGUCUACGCGGUAGACGAAGAGAUAGUCCUCAAAAGCUCUCGCAUUUAUCAAAGGCCCGGACGCAAGGAGUUGAAAAGCGACCAUCGCCACUUCGCCUCAGAUGCCAUUUUCCACUCUGGCUUGUUACGGAACGAAAGAUAUGUUCUGCAGCUCCUUCAACGGUGGCCACAUCCUCACAUCAUGGAAGUGAUUGAUACCGAUCACGCCGAGGGGGUAUAUCUUCGGAGAUAUCAGCCAUUACCGACAGGAGAGCGAGCUGUACAAUCCACGCGGAUUCGGUGGUAUCGUGAGAUAGCCGAAGCGCUUUGCCAUCUCCAAAAGCUUGGCAUUGCUCAUGCCGACGUGUGGAUUGACAACAUCCUUCUUGAUAGCCAAGGGUCAGCUAUUCUUUGUGACUUCAGUGCAGCGAGUCCCUUUGGUCAGGUGAACUUUGUUUUUGAAGAUAUGCCGCUUCCAGUAAGCGGUCCGUCGCCAACUCUGUCCGAGGCAACAGAUAUCUUUGCAAUGGGCUCGCUCAUAUUUGAAAUCGAGCAUGGGACCAGACCGAAUCUCUCGAUAUAUGAUGGUGAUUUGAUCUUGCCGGAUAUAAACACCAGUCAUAAAGGGAUUGCUACAAUUAUUCGAAAUGCGUGGCUUGGAAACUAUAUCCACACCUCUGAGAUGUUAACCAGUCUUCAGUCACUGGAUACACGGUCUGUCCAAGGUUUGGAUGACAUUUACCCGUCCUCGAUUUCGAACGCCUUGUUGAAGGAAAGAGUCAGAGAGUGGAGAGAAAGCCGUGAAAUUGUUAGAGGAUGUGUUCUGGACAACGUACUAUCCGAAGACCAGUUGCAGGAGUUAGGAAAUAGAUUUGGCUUUAGUAAAGAUAAAGAUCUUAUUUUCAACGGUCACGAGGUACCGUUUGAUAUACAUCAUGUCUAG